Molecule: messenger RNA, 783 nt
Organism: Anthostomella pinea
Lineage: Eukaryota; Fungi; Ascomycota; Sordariomycetes; Xylariales; Xylariaceae
Source: the annotation of a GenBank genome assembly
AUGGCAACCUCUGUAUCGGACUGCUGCCUCAAAGGCUUCCAGUGGAACGGCACGCCCAGCGGCCGCACCACCAAGCUAGCAGACCUCGACACCUACACCACCGGCACCAACCCGCGCGCCGCCAUCCUCCUCGUGCACGACCUCUUCGGCUGGACGUUCCCCAACAUCCGCCUGCUGGCCGACCACUACGCCGCCGAGGCCGACGCUACGGUCUACGUGCCCGACUUCUUCGGCGGGGAAGUCCUGCCCGCGGCCGCGGUCGCAGGCGGGCCCGCGACCUGGGGCGGCCUCGACAUCCCUGGCUUCGUCUCGCGCAACUCGCGCGCGAUCCGGGAGCCGGAGGUCUUUGCCGCCGCGCGGGCCCUGAGGGAGAAGGGGUACGAGAGAGUCGCGGCUGUGGGCUUCUGUUUCGGCGGGUGGGCCGUGUUCCGUCUCGGCGCGAAAGAACACGAGCCCGAGCCGCUUGUGGACUGCAUCACGGCCGGCCACCCGAGCUGGUUGACGGAGGAGGACGUCGAUGGGGUCGAUGUGCCGACGCAGAUCCUGGCGCCGGAGGAGGACCAUGCUUUCACGCCGGAGCUGAAGCGGUAUGCGUUUGAGAAGCUGGUGUUGGGGGGCGUGGCGGGGAGGGAGGUGGAGUAUGUGCAUUUUCCCGGGGUGGCGCAUGCUUGUUUUACGAGGGGGGACGAGAAGAGUGUGGGGGAGAGGGAGGCGAUGGAAAAGGGGAAGGAUAAGGCUGUUCAGUGGAUGAAGAGCCAUUUGCAUGGCAAGGCUAGUGCUUGA